CGUACACCUCUCCACCUAGCCUGCGAGGAAGGCUUUACUGAGUGUGCUGAGAUAUUGUGCAAUGCUAAAGCACGGAUUAAUUUGCCAUACUAUGACAUUGUUACUCCACUUGAUCUGGCAUUGCGAGGAAGGCAUACAGAGGUUGUGUCCGUCAUAUUGAAGUACAUCCGUACUCUACUUAGCAAUCAAGAGGCUCACAGAAUGGAAUCUUUCCAAGAUGAGCUUGUGGACCUGUGCGUACGGGACAAGGCAGAAGAGAUCAAGGCAAAGCUUCUUGUGAACGGCCAGGUUACCGCACAUGCUGCCAAUGGAUACCAUCGAAAAUCCGGAGUGUCAUUUCUGGCUUAUCUGGGCUGGACAGCAUGUCAACAGGAUUCGCGACGCGUCCUACAAUUUCUCCUCAAAACCGUUUCCGGUGAUGUCUUCAGUCAGCCUUGUGACAAAGAGGGCCGGACUGCAAUUCAUGCUGCCACUCUUCAGAAACACUUGGAGUGUCUGAAGUUGUUGUGUGCUGCUAAUUUGAAUCUUAAUAGCAGCGAUUAUCUGGGCCGUACACCUCUCCACCUAGCCUGCGAGAAAGGCUUUCCUGAGUGUGCUGAGAUAUUGUGCAAUGCUAAAGCGGAGGUGAAUUUGACAGACGAUCUGGACUGUACACCUCUCCACCUAGCCUGCGAGAAAGGCUUUCCUGAGUGUGCUGAGAUAUUGUGCAAUGCUAAAGCGCGGGUUAAUUUGACAGACUCUGUGGGCCGUACACCUCUCCACCUAGCCUGCGAGGAAGGCUUUCCUGAGUGUGCUGAGAUAUUGGUCAAUGCUAAAGCGCAGGUUAAUUUGAUGGACGCUCUGGGCCGUACACCUCUCCACCUAGCCUGCGAGGAAGGCUUUACUGAGUGUGCUCAGAUAUUGUGCAAUGCUAAAGCACGGAUUAAUUUGCCAUACAAUGUCUAUGAUACUCCACUUGAUCUGGCAUUGCAAGGAUGGCAUACAGAGGUUGUGUCCAUCAUAUUGAAGUACAUCCGUACUGUACUUAGCAAUCAAGAGGUUGUAGCUUUUCUCUGUGGUCGCGCAAGAAAAAUCUCAUGGAUAAGCUAUUCUAGUCAUUGGAUUCCUGUCAUGGAGACCAUUCUCGAUUGCAUUAGCAAUGUGUCGGUCAAGUUGUUGGAUAUGGAAGGCUGGGUUGGAGCAUUUUCCGCAGCCAGUCAUGACUGUAUUCGACAACUCAUCAAGAUGGCGGCUCAACAGCACAAGCUUCGGGCGACAUUAGUACAAAUACUGGUCAAACGACGUAUGGAGAACUGCAAACGCAAGACACAUCUAGUGGUGCGUCUGCUUGGCCCCCCAGGCAGUGGAAAAACGUCACUGCUCAAGUCGUUGCACAAGCGUCACACGUUCUACGACAGGUUGGUCUACUUCGUUUGGCGUGAUCAGGGGGACCGAAUCGAGAGUGCGCGAACCCGCGGAAUCGAGCGCUUUUACCACGAAGGCAUCGUUUUUCUCGAUCUAGGUGGCCAAUACCGAUAUAUGAGUAAUCACCAACGCCUGACAAAGUUUUCCACCGUCCCAGCAGUGAAUAUCAUCACUGUUUCCAGCGUGGAGACGAAGGUAUGUGUACGUCAUUCGGCUCGCCAGUGGUGUAACUUCAUAGCAUGCAGCUGUGAAGAUGGUGAGGAGAAAGGCAAUGGGGAAGGAGGGAGCGACAAGACAGCCAACAAGGUGCUCAUGGUAGCUUCCCGGCGAGACAAAGCUGGAGAAUCGCAGCGUGAUGUAGUCAGCGCCGAAUGUGAGCUUCUGAAGGAUACAAUGGGCGAUCAUCUUCAGUUCAUGGACCAGCCUGUGAUCUUUGUCAAUGCUGUUGACGAGAAUUGCGAUGGUGUGGCAAAGGUGCGAGACAUCAUCGAGGAAAUGAAGAGAGAGGUGAAGGAACCAGAUACUCCCAUGUCCGCAGUCGAGUACUUCCUGGAAGAUAUCCGCCUUAAGUUCAAGGAUACACCUGCUGUCAGCCUGGAGGAAUUCACUACGGCCCUAGCCAAUCUCAUCUUAGGUGAAAGGUUCGAAGCUGAAGAUUGGAAACUGGUGAACAGAAUGGUAGCCAUUGCAGUCGACCUGGAGCAAGAUCUCCAUGAUCUACACCAGAAAGCCGAGGUUUUCUUUUUUGCCCAGGUGCAGCUUGUGGUGCUGGAACCAACCUGGCUGAUGAGUGACAUCACCAGCAAACUUUACACACCCACCUUUCAGCGAUCAUCGUUCAUCACUUGUAAUGAGUUUGGCUUUGCGAAGCGCAGCAAUGUCGAGCAGGUUCUGGGCAACUGUACCAACUCUCCGGUAAAGUUACCCGGGGAUAAGGUGCUUGAGAUUGCGCAGCAGCUGGGAAUGUGUCAUCUUACGGAUCACGGCAAUGAGGUGAUGAUACUGCCGGCCCAGGCAGAGAGCCGCACAGCUGCCCACUGGCCAGUUGCCGAUGAGAAGAUUCACCGCCACUACACCGGUCGCCGCCUGCAUUGCAGAUCCGGGAUUGCCAUGAGUGCAGCCUUGAUGCCAGCCAUCCAGCACUCCAUCCUGACCGAGCUCUGUGAGAGCGGAGAUAGAUGCCCAGUUUGGCAAGGUGGCAUACGUGUCGUCAUGAAUCGCUAUCCACAGGUCGACACGCUGGUAGAGAUCCCCGCCGGACAGCUGGCACUCAACGUCGUGACACGUGGCUACGACCAGCAAGACGUCGCGCGCUUUCAGGAGAUGGUGUGGCAUCACAUCUUGAAGCUGCCACAGCAAUUGUCACCCGGCUCUAGAGUCGACAUGGUGUUUGAAGAUGAUGAGCAGCUAAGUAGCAGUGGGCAUCUUCGGAAGCUAGACCAGCAAGGAGAGCUCAAUGCCGCGAUGGCAUUUCUUGCUAGCGACCACAUCCGUGCCACGCAUCUCUUUCCUCCUGCUGCGAAGGAUGUUGGCGCUGAUCAACGUCGCAAAGACCCACGCUUGACGCACGAGUAUGCUGGCUCAGCUGAUUGCCAGAAUGCCAGUACGAUUGAAGAACGUCGUCGAGCCUCUCGUCUUUGCUCUGCUCUCUAUCAGCACCGUAUCUUGCUUAACCAAGACUUCCCUCUGGUCGAGUGCUUGCGGAGGCUGAACCAGAGAGGACAGUUGGAGGAAGCCUUCAAGGAUGACGUCGAUGAGAAGGUCAGGGAACAUCGCACGAGUGAUGCAGCCGACAUGUUCCGCCAGGGCAUUUGCGACUUACCUGACAGUGUGGUGCUGAGCCUGGUGGACGAUGUGCUACCCGAACUACCGGCUGCAAACACUGUCUACAGGGCAGUGAAAGACUGCCCUGGGUACUCACAGUGCAAAAUACCUCCUCAUCAUACUCAUGCGGCCGAUGUUGGGGUGAGUUCUGGCAUGCAGUGUUCGGCAUCAUCUGAUGCGUUCCUGGACAAUCCGUUCAACCACCCGUCCUUCAUGCCAGACAUUCAUGUGUGGCUGCAGAGCAUCCCCGCGGAUGACAUCCGCGAAGCAGCGCAGACGCAAGGUUUGCUCACGGACCACAACAUCGACAAGCUGAUACGCACAGAUCGGUACCAGAGCAACAGGGAGCAUAACUGUGAGCUGCUUCACAUCAUCAUGAACAAGGAGAGACAAGGUUACAUCGCGCUGUGCAGGAUGAUCCAAGCCAUCGGUCAGUAUGCGGUACGGCUGGAGCAGAUGAACAGCCUACUAGCAGAGUGCGAUCGUGUCUGAAGGGACGCACCUUUUCGUCAAUUCCGGCUCUAGUCGCAAGACCGUGUUUGCGCCUCAAAGUGGUUACACCACUUGCGCAAGUGAUACACAAUGUCAAUACAUUUCUAUGUUUUUUUGUUUUUUUUUGCCUCGCCACACAUCCUGAAUGUUUUGUACAGCAAAUUGUCCUUCUCCCGAAACCAGUGUCAUGAUUUUCCUGUCACAUGUGACUGCCAUUUCGUUACAAAUGACUGGCAGUUUCCUGCUCAAGUGCUGCUCUUUUAUCAUUUGCACGGUCGCAACAUGAGCGCAAUGAUGAAUGUUCUCCGUGGUACCUGGUACUAAAGCUGCCGCACUCGUUUCUCUUAACACACAUCGCAUCCCUGGUGUGUGUAAAAUGUGUGUGAGUGUGUGUGUGUGAGUGUGUGUGUGUCUGUGAGUGUGUGUGUGUGUGUGUGUCUGUGUGUGUGUGUGUGUGUGUGUGUGUGUGUUUGUGUGUGUGUGUGUGUGAGUGUGAAUGCAUCUGUGUGAAUGUGUGUUUGUGUUGGAGUUUUUGUGCAUAUAUGCAAUGGUGUGCCUAUCCAUACGGUGAAGUCAAGCAAUGUAGAUCUGCUUUAAGCUCUUCCUGUCUGAUGUGUGUGUUCCAGUGUUGUAAGCUUUUCGAAUGCUCAUGGCUAUCCUUGUGUAUGCUCGUGCAUACUUUUUAUAUGAUUGUGUAUGCUUGCUAGUUCUCUGCUGCUUCUUGCGCUACAUGACCUUGCCCCGUCUUUGCUUCGCCUAGUCAUGUCGUUGACGAGUUUUUUAGAAGCAUUGCAAUCUUUGCCGACUCAAAGUCCUUCAUGUUUAUCACGGUUUUUUUGCCGCCUGCUGCCUUUUGUAAAUUUGCUCAUUUCACCAGCAAAGUCCUGCUUACUGUUAGUUGCUUCUUCCUCCUCCCCUCCUCCCCCCCAACUCCUCCCCUCCUCCCCUCCUCCCCUCCUCCCCUCCUCCCCUCCUCCCCUCCUCCCCCCCUCCUCCCCCCUCCCCUCCUCCUCUCCUCCCCUCCUCCCCCCCCGCUAGAUUUGCUGCCAUGCUUACAGAGCUGACAGUGCAUUUGCUAUGCAAGGAGGCCCUCUUUGUGAGUUUUGCACGUUGUUGACGCUAGUCUGGGUCAGUUUACUCAGCUCUUCGUUCUUUCCGUAUUUCAUCACUUCUAUUUUGAAGAGUGGUUUCCAAGAUCCUGGUACUUACCAGGUCUCUGAUGCAACUUACUCGGUUGAUGUUGGAGGCCAUGCAUGCAGA
Sycon ciliatum is the source of this 4980-nucleotide messenger RNA. Its product is annotated as death-associated protein kinase dapk-1-like. The record is from RefSeq and is a predicted model, not a curated record. Bases 202 to 3720 code for a protein of 1172 amino acids. NCBI's taxonomy places the organism in Eukaryota, Metazoa, Porifera, Calcarea, Leucosolenida, Sycettidae. Gene Ontology annotation, molecular function: protein binding. The transcript is spliced from 20 exons.